This is a messenger RNA of Clavispora lusitaniae ATCC 42720, 918 nucleotides long. RefSeq names its product exosome non-catalytic core subunit (gene RRP45). The record is from RefSeq and is a predicted model, not a curated record. Gene Ontology annotation, biological process: U4 snRNA 3'-end processing; exonucleolytic trimming to generate mature 3'-end of 5.8S rRNA from tricistronic rRNA transcript (SSU-rRNA, 5.8S rRNA, LSU-rRNA); nuclear mRNA surveillance. Gene Ontology annotation, cellular component: cytoplasmic exosome (RNase complex); nuclear exosome (RNase complex). Lineage: Eukaryota; Fungi; Ascomycota; Pichiomycetes; Serinales; Metschnikowiaceae. Gene Ontology annotation, molecular function: mRNA 3'-UTR AU-rich region binding.
AUGACUAAAGCUGGCGAGCUUUCAACAAACGAAAGAAGCUACAUAUUUAAUGCAUUGAAAAAAGGUUUCCGUCUCGAUGGCAGGGCCUUGGAUGAGAUGCGCAAGCCUCUCAUCACGCUUUCCAAGACCGAAUAUGGAUAUGUCGAGGUUGAAUUGGGAGACACAAAGUUGGCCGUCAGAGUGAGCUGUGAGAUCGGGAAACCAUUUGAAGACAGGCCUUUUGAAGGUACUUUCACUAUAAAUACAGAAAUCAGCUCGAUGGCGUCGCCCAUGUUCGAAAAUGGAAAGAAUUCAGACGAAGAGGUUCUUAUAUCGAGAUUAAUAGAAAAAGCUGUCAGGAGAUCAAACGCCUUGGACCUUGAGAGUUUGUGUGUUAUUGCAGGAGAGAAGGUUUGGCACAUCCGUGCUGAUAUCAAUUUUUUGAACUACGAUGGUGGACUUAUCGAUGCAUCUUGUAUUGGUGUGAUGACUGCGCUUCAGCAUUUCAAAAAGCCCGAUGUCUCUAUCCAAGGAACAGACGUUACCAUUUAUAGCUUUGACGAGCGCCAGCCGGUGCCCUUGAGUAUUCUUCAUGUGCCAAUUUGCGUGACUUACUCGUUUUUCAAUCCAGGUGAUAAAGAAGAGAAUAUAAAAGGAGCCCUCAACCAAGAGAUUGCAAUCAUGGAUGCCAAUCUGAAAGAGGAAGCCAUUCGCGAUGGCUCUCUUGUGAUAACCAUGAACAAAAACCGAGAGCUAAUCCAGUUGUCCAAAAACGGAGGGUUGCCCAUAGAUGGUGUGGCGCUUUUAUCGUUAGCGCAGAACAGUUUUGCUGUGGCUGAAAAAUUGACUGAUCAGAUCAAAGCAUUGUUGAAGGAGGACGAGGAAGAAAGAUACAAGAACAUGCAUUUAGAGCUUCUUGAAGUGGGAGCUGCCAGAUAA